AUGUCGCUCCCGCUCCCUCAGAUCAUAGCCGAGGGCAUUGGUGUGAAUGUUAUUAGUGUUUAUGUCGAUGAGAUCGAGGGCAGUGAUGAUCUCAAGACCAGAGGCACUUUGGAUGAUUCAUUUCAGAGUUUGUUCGCGGCUUACUUACGGUUUCCCCCGAUGAUACAAAAUGUCAACUUCAUCAUUCGAGUUCGCGGGGACCAAACUCAAGAUUGUCAAGCUCCAGCUAAAUCUGCAGUCAAGAAAGCUACCGCUCGUCACGCUGAGUACGUCAAAAAGCGUGAGCGAGAUUUGGAAGAAGAGAAGGUUCGGCUGACGAGACUUGCUGAAGCAAGGAGUGUCAUCCUGUCACCCGAUCCUUCCCUCCCAGAACCAGUCAAGUUCAAGAUUUCGUCAACGAAGUCUUCCAACAUCAAACUUUGUACGGACACCACCACUGGCACGCGCGUCAAAGUUGUUGGUCGAAUCGAGAACAUGCGUGUAUCCAAGACAAGGACAUUUGUAUACCUGAGUGAUACUCGCGGCAUACUUUCUUGUAUGUUUACCGGCGAAUUCCAUGUCGUGGCGUCCAUCAUUCUUCAGAGGCAGGCUGCAAUCGAGGUCUUUGGUGAAAUGAAAGCCGUGCCGGAGGAGAACCAUGCCCCUGACAACCGCGAGCUUCAUGUCGACCAUUAUAACGUGAUUGGAGAAGCGCCUGGCGGCCCGGAGAGCUUCUCCAGUAUCGUCCCUUCCGAUACUGACCAAGCGAAAUUGUCGAGCUUGCGUCAUCUCGUGCUUCGACGUCCGGCUGAAGCCAUGGUAAUGAAAGCACGCGCGAGCACACUCGGCGCUUUCCGUCAAUGGUACAAAGAAAAUGGUUUCCGAGAGCAUAACGCACCAUCUUUCGUCCAGACACAGGCCGAGGGCGGUGGUUCCCUUUUCACUGUGCCUUACUACGGUCAACAAGCCUACUUAACCCAGACCGCACAACUUUACCUCGAAACUCAGCUUCCUAAUUCCCAGACUCGUCGUCAUCUCUCCGAGUAUACCCACAUCGAAAGCGAGCUGGAUUUCAUCAGCUUCGAGGACCUUCUGCAGCAUAUCGAGGAUCUGCUUUGCGGUGUCAUCGAUAUUCUGCUCUCGGAUCCAGAAAGUGCGGCUUACAUCAAAACUCUUAACCCAGAUUUCACCCGACCUGCGCGCCCCUUCAGGCGUAUGCAGUAUCGCGAGGCCAUCACAUGGCUAAACGAGCAUGGCGUCUUGACGGGAGAGAAUAAGCCUCAUGAGUUCGGAGAUGAUAUCGCUGAAGCAGCUGAGCGAGCCAUGACGGAUGCUAUCGGUGUCCCGAUCAUGUUGACCCAUUUCCCUGUGCCCAUCAAGGCUUUCUACAUGAAGCGAUGUCUAGAUGAUCCUACGGUCACAGAAAGCGUAGACUGUCUCGUGCCCGGAGUUGGUGAAAUGGUCGGAUCAGGAAUGCGUAUGGACAACUUGGAGCAGUUGACACAAGUCAUGUUGCAGAACAAGUGGGAUCUAGAUGCUUACGCGUUUUAUGCAGACCAGCGAAAAUACGGUAUCUCUCCACAUGGCGGCUACGGCAUGGGCCUCGAACGUUUCCUGGCCUGGAUUUUGAAGCGCUACACGGUGCGAGAGUGCGUCCCUUUACCGCGAUACCCAGGGAAAUGGUAA
This is a messenger RNA of Dissoconium aciculare CBS 342.82, 1665 nucleotides long. RefSeq names its product asparaginyl-tRNA synthetase. The record is from RefSeq and is a predicted model, not a curated record. NCBI's taxonomy places the organism in Eukaryota, Fungi, Ascomycota, Dothideomycetes, Mycosphaerellales, Dissoconiaceae. Gene Ontology annotation, cellular component: cytoplasm. Bases 1 to 1665 code for a protein of 554 amino acids. Gene Ontology annotation, biological process: asparaginyl-tRNA aminoacylation. Gene Ontology annotation, molecular function: ATP binding; asparagine-tRNA ligase activity. The transcript is spliced from 3 exons.